AUAUUUUUAACCAUAAGUUUUAAAACUAUUUUUUUAUAACUUGUUGUCAAUAGUCAGACAAAUGUGGGGACAGUAGGACGACAAGCGGACAGCCGUCAGACGAGCGACCGAUGGAUGAGUUGCCGACACUUAUCAACGAAUUAGAGAACAUAUUAAUUAGGAUGAGCUCCGACUCCUUCUACGCCACCCCCUGUGCCUCCCCGCCCGCCACAUCGGCCGAUAGCUGUUCACCACCGCCUAGUCUGCCGCCAAAAGUCAAACCCCGGCGCUCGCAGACCACCAGCACCGUGUCCACGACGUCCACCACUUCAUCCCUGAGCCUCCGACCCCUACCGAAACCGCCUAAAAACAUACCGCCCCCUAAACCGCCACAUUUGCCACCCGCGACACCGCCCCCACCACUACCCGACUCACAGCCGCCACAGUUAUCAUCACCACACCUACUGGCGCCUGAGGUCCCGUCCAGGUUUCCCAUCAAAGACAAGAUACUGAGAGAUAACGUGGAUAUGGAGGGCAAGAUCAUACACCCGAUACGCAAACUGAGUGAACCCUUUCACCGGACACAACCAAAAAUACCAAUCGGUAUAGCCCGUUCACAGACAUUUCGUUCAUCGGACAAACACAACAAUCAUAUAAAUCAGCGCAUAAUGAGCCCCAACCACAACAAAUCCAUUAUCCAAAAGUGCGGUUAUCUCUGGAAAACGGGAUCAAAUCGUCGCGAAUUUCUGGACCGAUGGUGUGUUUUGCACCGCAAUGACCAACAACUGGAUGAGGCGGUGCUGGCCUACUAUGUGGACCGCAAGACUACCAGUGCCCGCGGAAAGAUUAUGCUCAAAGACAUCGCGUUUGUGCGGACACUGCCGGCGAUCACCUGCAAAACCAAACUGCCGACCAUCACCUCAACCAUUGAUUCGUCAAACUUUUGCUACUUCGAGAUCGGCGUCAACUGUAGGAGAGGGAGGAUCUACUUAUUCGCCGCCAAAUGUCUGUCCGAUCAGAAACUGUGGUUCAGUAUCAUCUGUCAGGCCGUCGCGUGGGAUAACUUCACGCUUAAAGAUACUUUCCAUUGCGGUUACGUUCAUAUGAAAUACGGUAUAUCCGGUCAAUGGCUCGUCAAUUAUGUGCUGUUGAGUGAGGGAAAGAUUAUUGUCAUAUCCAAAGACUUUGAUGAACACAACGAUAAUAAAAGUGUCAAAUCGUCGGAGGAUAGCGAUAGUUAUAUGAGUACCGAUUCCUGCGAUAGUAGUAAUUGCUAUCAUGCGUAUGAAAUAAGGAAAGCCAUGUCCAUUAGCUAUGCAUCCGUUCAUCAAAUCAAUUCGUGCUCAACGGUCCACGAGUCCGGUCAACCCAUUUGUCUCACUUUCCCCCAUAAAUCAGACAAAUGUGGGGACAGUAGGACGACAAGCGGACAGCCGUCAGACGAGAGACCGAUGGAUGAGUUGCCGACACUUAUCAGCGAAUUAGAGAACAUAUUAAUUAGGAUGAGCUCCGACUCCUUCUACGCCACCCCCUGUGCCUCCCCGCCCGCCGCAUCGGCCUAUAGCUGUUCACCACCGCCUAGUCUGCCACCAAAAGUCAAACCCCGGCGCUCGCAGACCACCAGCACCGUGUCCACGACGUCCACCACAUCAUCCCUGAGCCUCCGACCCCUACCGAAACCGCCUAAAAACAUACCGCCCCCUAAACCGCCACAUUUGCCACCCGCGACACCGCCCCCACCACUACCCGACUCAAAGCCGCCACAGUCAUCAUCACCACACCUACUGGCGCCUGAGGUCCCGUCCAGGUUUCCCAUCAAAGACAAGAUACUGAGAGAUAACGUGGAUAUGGAGGGCAAGAUCAUACACCCGAUGCGCAAACUGAGUGAACCCUUUCACCGGACACAACCAAAAAUACCAAUCGGUAUAGCCCGUUCACAGACAUUUCGUUCAUCGGACAAACACAACAAUCAUAUAAAUCAGCGCAUAAUGAGCCCCAACCACAACAAAUCCAUUAUCCAAAAGUGCGGUUAUCUCUGGAAAACGGGAUCAAAUCGUCGCGAAUUUCUGGACCGAUGGUGUGUUUUGCACCGCAAUGACCAACAACUGGAUGAGGCGGUGCUGGCCUACUAUGUGGACCGCAAGACUACCAGUGCCCGCGGAAAGAUUAUGCUCAAAGACAUCGCGUUUGUGCGGACACUGCCGGCGAUCACCUGCAAAACCAAACUGCCGACCAUCACCUCAACCAUUGAUUCGUCAAACUUUUGCUACUUCGAGAUCGGCGUCAACUGUAGGAGAGGGAGGAUCUACUUAUUCGCCGCCAAAUGUCUGUCCGAUCAGAAACUGUGGUUCAGUAUCAUCUGUCAGGCCGUCGCGUGGGAUAACUUCACGCUUAAAGAUACUUUCCAUUGCGGUUACGUUCAUAUGAAAUACGGUAUAUCCGGUCAAUGGCUCGUCAAUUAUGUGCUGUUGAGUGAGGGAAAGAUUAUUGUCAUAUCCAAAGACUUUGAUGAACACAACGAUAAUAAAAGUGUCAAAUCGUCGGAGGAUAGCGAUAGUUAUAUGAGUACCGAUUCCUGCGAUAGUAGUAAUUGCUAUCAUGCGUAUGAAAUAAGGAAAGCCAUGUCCAUUAGCUAUGCAUCCGUUCAUCAAAUCAAUUCGUGCUCAACGGUCCACGAGUCCGGUCAACCCAUUUGUCUCACUUUCCCCCAUAAAAACAGUAAGUUCGAGGACCAGUACCUGACCAACGAUAGCAUACCCGUCGCUAUCGAUAAGUGCAUCAAUUUCAUCGCCACGUACGGCACCGACACUCCCAAUAUCUACAUACAGCAGAACCUUCAGUCACCUGUAGCUCAGGCCAUAGUCCAUGAGUUUCACAAUAACGCAUGGGAUCUACAGCUCCGGAUGGACGCCCACUCUGUGCACGAUAUCACGGCCGCACUCAUACUGUUCCUCAAAUCCAUGUCCGAGUGCAUACUCACUGAGAAAUUAUACCACAAUUGGAUUAAAGCUAAUGAACACGAGAACCGAAACGAGAGAUUACAGAAGUUUAAGAUUUUGUUAAAUUUAUUACCGAUUGUCAACUAUUUAACGCUUAAGAAACUUAUCGCACAUAUUGUUUGUAUAAUAGAAAACAGUGACAAAAAUCAGACGUCAAUCCUAAACCUGGCGCCGGCCUUAUGUCACACCAUACUGUUCCUGAAGUGCGGCAAUAAGAUAGUGGACGACAGAGUGUCCACAUUUGACGGCGACAGCGCCGGCAUCGACAUCAUGACUGACUUCAUACAGUCGUACGGCUGGCUCUUUGACGUGACGACACAAGAGCUGGAAAAGGAGCGAAAGAUACAGAAGGCGUUGGAACUGCUAAAAGACGCCAAACAAAAGGAGUUGGGCCUCAAACUCAACAAGAAGUCUGUGUCCGACUGCGAGGAGUUCCUCAUCGGUGUCUACGUCUACAGCCGCGAGUGGGGGAAGUGUCUGAACGUUAAGCUCACGCCUACUAUGUCUGCGGCCGAUCUCAUUGAAUAUGUGGUCAAAAAGACAAACAUUAAGGACAACACGGAGAAGCUAUCGGUCUAUGAGGUCGUGUACAACGAACAGCUGGAACGGGUGCUCCACUACAGCGACAUCGUGUUAGGCGUGACCCUAUCGUGGGUGAAGUGGUCGCAGCACUACUCGCGCGACAACUACCUGUGCAUCAAACAAAACAAACUGUACGAACAGAUCGCGUCCCACAUCGCCAUCCAGACCCCGAUCACCAUAUUCUCGGAGAUGAAGUUCGCCGACAAGGCGUCCAAGAGUUUCAAAAAAGUUUUGGUUGAGUUCAUUGGCGCCAAACUGUCGGUCUAUAAGGAUGAGAAGGGCGAGAAAUCCUUAGGCCAGUGGUGUGUGGAGGACAUCACCUGGUAUUUGGGGGCCGAGAAAAAGAGGUCUAACGGCAACAAACUGUCCGUCACUUUCAUCGAUAGGAAUAAUCCGAUCGUUAAGACCAAAGAGUGUCCCUAUUUUGGUCGUGUCCUGUGCUGUAAUACUGAGGAGGAUUACCAUAAGUGGAUCGCCGGUAUGCUGUGCGCCGAGUAUCCCAAUGGAGUCGUUAAUAAUGGGAAUCAUAGACAACAAACAGAUUUGAUGGACUAAACCACUCGCAGAGUCUCUCAUAUAAAGUUUAAUUGAUUUUUAAAUUUAAUUGUGAAUUAUAUUUAUUGUAUCU
This is a messenger RNA of Oppiella nova, 4188 nucleotides long. Lineage: Eukaryota; Metazoa; Arthropoda; Arachnida; Sarcoptiformes; Oppiidae. The record is from the annotation of a GenBank genome assembly.